This is a messenger RNA of Plasmodium knowlesi strain H, 2055 nucleotides long. Its product is annotated as ABC transporter G family member 2, putative. The transcript has a single exon. Bases 1 to 2055 code for a protein of 684 amino acids. Gene Ontology annotation, cellular component: membrane. Gene Ontology annotation, molecular function: ATP binding; ABC-type transporter activity; ATP hydrolysis activity. NCBI's taxonomy places the organism in Eukaryota, Apicomplexa, Aconoidasida, Haemosporida, Plasmodiidae. The record is from RefSeq and is a predicted model, not a curated record.
AUGGAGGCCCCGACGAAGGAUGUCCCAACGAAGGAUGUCCCAACGAAGGAUGUCCCAACGAAGGAUGUCCCAACGAAGGAUGUACCCACGAAGAAUGUACCCACGAAGGAUGUACCCACUCCGUACGACAAAAUAAAGUACGAGUUUUCCGACGUGAAGUACACUGUUGAUCAUGGGAAGUUGGAAAUUCUUCACGGAAUAAAGGGCAUCCUCCUUCCCCAAACGAUCACAGUGAUAAUGGGCCCCAGUGGAAGCGGGAAGACAACUCUGCUGAAUAUUCUGUCAAUGAAAGUGACGGAGGGCGUGGAAGGAAAAUUCCUUAUUAACGACAGCAACAGGAGCAAGAGUAUAAAGAGCUAUAUGGGAUACGUUCUGCAGGAUGAUUACUUCUUCUCAAGAUUAACAGUAUACGAAACGAUAGAGUUUACCGCCAAACUGAAAUUAGACAUUAGAGAUAAGGGAAAGUUACGGGAAUUGGUUCACUCGGUGUUGGAUAUAAUGAGCCUAACCCAUGUAAAGGAUACCAUAGUAGGGGAUGCCUUUGUAAGAGGAAUAAGUGGAGGACAAAGAAAAAGGCUCUCCAUUGCAAAUGAAAUUUUGUCGAACCCACCUUUACUCCUCAUGGAUGAACCAACAAGUGGACUAGACUCAUCAUCAGCUUUAUCCUUAGUAGAGUGCAUUCAGAGAAUAGCUACCAUUUCGAAUACAACCAUCAUAUCGUCUCUUCAUCAGCCAAGUAGUCAAGUAUUCGGGAAAUUCGAUAGGCUCAUCGCAAUAACUAAUGGGUACAUAAUAUAUCAUGGGAAGACAACACAUUUAAGUAAGUAUUUAAAAAAGGUUGGCUUCAUCUGUCCUUACGGGUGGAAUAUCGCAGACUACCUCAUGGACGUAUUAUGCAACAUAAAAUACGAAUCCAUCUUGUUGGAGAAUUAUAAUAAGUAUCUUCGUUAUGACAAGGAAGUAGGUUACUACAUGGACAUCGACUCCAUUGAUAAUCAAGUUAUCCAUGAUGAUUACGAUUCCUUAUUAGCUAAGGAAGGAAAUGAGAGUAAGGAUCUACAAAGCAACAACAAAUCACCACUCUUGAUACGGAAAAACACUUCAAAAAUUUCUAUACAAGAAAUAAACAACGCAAGGGAACAGGAUUUGGAAAAGCUGAAAGCAGUAGAAGUGUUAAUCUCUUUGCAAGAAAAAAAAACGCCAUAUAUUAGACAGAACUUUUUUCUGUUCACAAGAGGAUUGAAAAAAAUAAUAAUUGAUGAAAUAACGAUAGUGAAGGUUAUCGACUUGGUUGUUAUUCUAACCUUGUUUGGUUUUCUAUGGUCAAAAACAUUUAAGAAGGAUACAGAAGAUGGAAUCAUUGAUACUAUUGGGGCCAUUUUCUUUAUUCUAUCUUACUGGACAUUCUACCCGGCUUAUCUAUCCUUGUACUCCUUCCCUUCAGAGAGAGAAGUCAUAGCCAAAGAGAGGAAUAUGAAAACGUUCCAAGUGAGCAACUAUUUUUUUUCCAAACUGUUUGUAGAAUUUAUUUUUUUCUUCACACUAAUUGCCUUUUGGAUUUUAAUUACACAUCUCAUUUUAUACGGGACGCUGAAAUUAGGUGUGUAUGUAAGUUAUGUGCUGGUAACAUUAUUGAAUGCACUCAUCAGUAGUUCACUGGGGUACUUUAUAUCUACUCUUUUUGAUAAUUUUAGCAAGGCUGUUAGUUUUCUUUCUGUUGUUUUACUAACCAUGACACUUACGAAUGGGUUUUAUGUAGAGAUAGCGAAAUUGCAAGUACCGUUUAGAUACCUCCAAUGGUUGUCUUACCAAACAUACUCCGCCUCAGUGCUAGCUAAAAUCAAGUUCGAUAACGCACUUAUUCAAUGCUCGGAGGAUAACCUUUCCACUGUCUGCCAAACGGUGGGAUCUUUUCCAGGCAACGUCAUCAUAGAGAAGCGGUUUGCUACGUUGCACAUUUCGUAUUCCGUCUUCAUGCUCAUCAGCUUCUACGUGGUGAUCAAGGCGGCAACGUACGCGUCGUUGCGUUGGUCGCAUGCUCUCAGGAUGAAGUGA